Messenger RNA from Ipomoea nil (Japanese morning glory), 1141 nucleotides. Its product is annotated as F-box protein PP2-A13-like. NCBI's taxonomy places the organism in Eukaryota, Viridiplantae, Streptophyta, Magnoliopsida, Solanales, Convolvulaceae. The coding region runs from base 201 to 1079 and encodes 292 amino acids. The transcript has 3 exons. The record is from RefSeq and is a predicted model, not a curated record. Gene Ontology annotation, molecular function: protein binding.
CCUAGCUAGCUAGCUAUUAGCCUUCCGGCCAAUUCCUACGUGAGCGUAGAAGAUGUAUGUAUAAUAUAAUUAGGGUAAUUAAGUCCGAUCCGUUAGCUUUAAAAGCUAGCUAGCUAGCUAGCAACGCAGCACAUGAGAGAUCGAUCGAAGAAUUGAAUUGAAUUGUGCAUAUAUAUAUAUAUAUAUAUAUAUGCAAUAUAAUGGGGGCAGGUAUUUCAGGAAUGAUGGGCGGCGACGGGUGCAGCUGCAGGAGGAGGAGGAGUAGUGAAACGAGUAUUGGAGAGUUGCCGGAAAACUGUGUGGCGUUGAUUCUUUCGCGGUUGGAGGCGACGCAGAUUUGUGCUUUGGCAGCUGUGAAUCCAACCUUCCGUCGAGCUUCCUCAAGUGAUGCCGUCUGGGACUCCAAGUUGCCUCAUAAUUAUCACUUUCUUCUCAACAACCUCUUCGCUCACAACACUAAUUUCAACUCUAAGAAACAAAUAUUUGCCACACUCUCUCGUCCUACUAGAUUUGGAGGAGGCUACAAGGAACUAUGGUUGGAAAAGAAUGGAGGAGGAAUAUGUGUGUCUGUCUCCUGGAAAGAGAUGAAGAUAACCGGCAUAGACGAUCGGAGAUACUGGACUCAUGUCUCCGAUUCUGAUGAAUCCAGAUUUUCAAGCAUUGCAUAUUUGAAGCAAAUAUGGUGGGUUGAAGUAGAAGGGAGCUUAGAGUUGGAAUUUCCAGCCGGAAUUUACAGCCUUUUUUUCCGGCUACACCUGGGAAAACCAUCUAAAAAAUGGGGGCGGCGAGUUUGCGAGGUGGAACAAGUGCAUGGGUGGAACAUGAAACCAGUUCGGUUCCAAUUAUCAUCGUCACACGGCCAACAUGUUACUUGUCAGUAUUAUUUGAACCAACCUGCCGGAAAAUGGAUACAUUAUCAUGUUGGAGAUUUCGUUGUGGAGAACUCUCAUCUUCCGACCAACCUCAACUUUUCCAUGACUCAAAUCGAUUGUACUCACACUAAAGGUGGCCUGUGCUUAGAUUCCGUCUUCAUUUGCCCUAUUAAGCUUGGAGAAAAAUUUAAAAAUAUUUCAUUCUGAGUCGAUCUUUAAAAAAAGAAAAAAAAAAAAAAGAGUACUAUAUAUAGCAUACCCAAUAUUUA